This is a messenger RNA of Spirometra erinaceieuropaei, 774 nucleotides long. NCBI's taxonomy places the organism in Eukaryota, Metazoa, Platyhelminthes, Cestoda, Diphyllobothriidea, Diphyllobothriidae. The record is from the annotation of a GenBank genome assembly.
AUGACGAACAUAAUUGAAAGAAGCAGACUGGCCGACUUCCAAGACCUGCUCAACGGCAUUUUCCCAGACAUUCAGUUCACAAGGGAAGAAGAGCAUGCCGAACAGCUGCCUUUCCUUGACGUUCUCAUCACACGCACACCCAACGGCGAACUCAACACCACGGUGUACAGAAAGGCGACUAACACGACUCAGAUUCUCAACUACCACAGUAACCACCCAAUGGCGCAUAAACGCAGCUGUGUUAGGACACUCUUCCAGAGGGUAAAAACGCACUGCAGUGAACCAGAGGGACGAGUACGAGAACUUCGGCAUCUUCGGGACCAACUGGCAAGGAAUGGAUACCCGAACAGCUUUGUCAGCCGCUGCCUCCGCACGCGCCCACGGCGAACAAACGGAGGAGAGCCGCCAACACUCUGGCACCCUCUGCCAUAUAUAAAGAACGUAUCCAAAGCGAUGGAACGUAUUGCUGGAGAGCUCGGUAUGGGUAUCGCUCACCGUCCGACAGCGACCAUGCGCAGCAAAAUCAUGCAAGUGAAGGAUCGCCUAGACGUGGGUGAACAAUCGGGCGUCGUCUAUCAGAUCCCAUGUCGGGACUGCCCUCGCCACUACACAGGACAAACCGGACGACGACUUAGCUCACGAAUAACGGAGCACAAACGCGCGGUCCGGAGAGGCGACCCGUUGUCUCAGAUCGCCACUCACACCCUGGAGGAAGGCCACGAAUUCAACUUUGCGAGCAUGCGGACAGUGGCGCGGGCCAGCAAUAAGACAUGA